Penaeus monodon (black tiger shrimp) is the source of this 381-nucleotide messenger RNA. Its product is annotated as neuropeptide-like protein 31. The transcript has 2 exons. The record is from RefSeq and is a predicted model, not a curated record. Lineage: Eukaryota; Metazoa; Arthropoda; Malacostraca; Decapoda; Penaeidae. The coding region runs from base 26 to 355 and encodes 109 amino acids.
CCACCUUCUAUCAAACACUCAAACCAUGAUUCUCUCUUUCAAGUAUACAUGGCUGGUAACCAUGGCAGCCCUUGUGGUUGUAAGCCAAUCUCAGAACCUCGUUGGGUAUGGCUACGGAGGUCCUCAUAGCAUUGGACAUGGUAUAUACGGAGGUUAUGGUAGUGUUCACCGUGGAUAUGGUGGCUACAGAAGCGGCUAUGGAAGCGGAUUCUUUGGGAGAAGACAUGGGGUCGGCUACGGAGGGUACAGCGGGUACAGCGGCCACGGCGGGUACGGAAGUGCCAGGAGCUCCGUUUCGUUUAACCUCGGUGGACCUCGGGGUUAUUACGCUGGUCUUUAUGGGUAUGGAAAAUGAGUCAAGGGUAUGGUAGUGAAUCCACU